Messenger RNA from Notothenia coriiceps (black rockcod), 2430 nucleotides. Lineage: Eukaryota; Metazoa; Chordata; Actinopteri; Perciformes; Nototheniidae. The record is from RefSeq and is a predicted model, not a curated record.
AUGACAAACACUGAAAAAGAUAAUUUGUUGCUGAUUCUAGGAUUCGAUUCACUCGAGGCUACUGCGUCUCUGAAAUAUAACCGCAACAAAAAUACUCUCACCACUGAGGUUGUCAUCCCCGACUACGAUGUGGAAGCAGGCAUUAGGCUGGCUGUAAUUGAGAGUGAUGCCAGAGGAAAGAAGAUGAGAGGUAUUACUAUUGAUGUCACCAACAGGAACAUCCCACAGCUGGCUCUUGUAGGACAUACAAGACUUCAUAUGAUGAAUGACGCCAUGCUGCAGCUACAGAUGGUCAUUCCCAUUCUAAAAACUGAAGCCUCUGUCACUGCAACCAUAAAGAAGGAUAAGGAUGUGCUCAUGGACUUAGUGACAGCCAUCAACCUCCCUAAGACAUCCUACCAACAAAAAGCUUCCCUAAAAUUUGAUGAUGACAAGUUUGAGGUGGAACUGAAAUCUGACAUGAAUAUAGAGAUUCAUAAACUGAUCCCAAGUAUAGUUGAUCAUCACAUGCAGCUGCAACAACUCAUUGAUCAUAUCCUGGACCAGACAGUGGCAAAGACUGAUAUGAAACUGCGUCACAUAGUCACCAAAGGAAUUGAGGCAGGUGAUAUAUGGUUGGACAAACUGACAGCACGCAUCCCCUAUCUUGUAAAUCUGCGAAGUAAGAGAAGCAUCUCAGAUCUGAACCUGCCAGCUUUGCCAGAGAAACUGUUUGUGCUUUCUGACAGCUUGUUCCGAUACCAAUUCAACAAGGAUAAGAUGGCCAUCUCAAUUCCUCUUCCACAUGGAGGCAAAACGUCAGAAGAGCUGAACAUACCAACAACUGUUUCUAUUCCCCUUAUAGAUUUACCAAAAAUAGGCCUUAAUAUUCCUGCCAAAACCGUUCAUCUGCCAUCAUUCACUAUACCUCCUUUUUUGGAUUUGACUGUCCCCCUUCUCGGUCUGGUUGAAGCAUCCACCAAGAUCAACAGCAACUUCUACAGCUGGGAAGGUUCCAUCUCUGGGGGCAACAACACUGUGGAUGUCCCCAACUACAUUGUACAGUACAAGGCAAUGGCCCAAUCACCUUUCAACCUACUUUCAUACAAGCUUGAAGGAACCGGGAUGAUGUCAGGAAAAGCCAAUGAUAAUUUGAAGUACCUUCUGAAUAGUUCCUUCAGCCAUAGCCUCAUUGACACAAGCUUCAGUGUCUUUAACACAUUAACGGUAACAAACACAUUGAAUGCAAGAGCCAACUACAAGAUUGAAGCCUCUAGUCCAAUUGGCCUGCAAGCAUCUCUAUACUACUCUGCUAAGUCGACUUCAACUAUUGAUUCAAGUAAAGUCUCAGGAGAUGGCACAGUUGACGGAUUGCUCAAAAUAUGUUCAUUCUACACCAAUACCUCCUACACCCACAGCUAUAACGUGCGUCCGCUUGAGGGAAAAGGAAGAGGAGAUUCCAACCUUCACUUCAACUUGCCAUUCAUGGAAGUUCACAACAUGAUCCAAGGAGUUUACGCAAACUCUGAGUUGAACAUUGUGUCCAAAACCAAUGUCCAAAAGGAUGUCUUCAACCAUGUAGCAGACCUCAAGUAUAAAGAUGCUCAACUGACCCUAAAGUGCAAUGCAGUUGCCUCAGCAAUGGGUAAAUCACUCAAUAACAAAGUUGAGCUUGGAGUGUCCAGUCAAAUGGCCAUCCUCAGAAUUGAGUCACAGGCAGAUGGUGACUCAAAUAGAGCAUUUUCACUUAUAACAGGAUCCCUGGAUUCAAAUGGUCUUGAGGUCAACUCUGAAGGUUCUCUCACAUUGGACACAGGUUGUGGAUUGCACAAAGCUUCUGUUUUGGUUAGCAGAAAUGGUCUGACCACAAGUGGAACUAACAUCAUUCAGUGUAGCCCUGUCACAGUGGAGAAUACUUUCAGUGGUGCCAUUGACACCAAUGGAGCAUCCCUUUCCUCCGGGGUCAAAACAAUGGCUAUGGAGUGCAGGGGAGAGCUGAACAUUGAAGUUAAAAUCACAGCUGCUGAAGCUUCUUUGAAUGGUGUCUUCAAGGGCCAUGCAUAUGACGCAACCACAAGAAACAACAUAGACAUUAUUCUGAACCGAAGGGCUCUGGCCUUUACUAGCAAUACCAUGGGGACAUUCAAGCAGAUGAAUACAGAAAAUAGCCACACACUGACCCUAACUUUGUGGACCCUAGCCCUCCAAUCCAAGACUAAAAACUUUAUCUGUGAAGAUAUGCACUACAAGCAAGACACUAGGCUUGAGCCAAUUAAGAUGGAUCUGAGUGGAAAUAUGAAGGGAGCAUAUGGAGAAGAACACAACAUUAAACACACCUAUGAGCUGAGUAUUGACAAUAUGGCUGGUAAAAUGAAAUACAACAUGUCUGGGAAUUUAACGGAUGCCCAAUACUAUUCGCACCAUGGCACAGCCUUUCAGGCUCACUGUUGA